CAAAAAAGAAGAAAAAAGAAAUAUUUUUUGCAAAAGUUUAUAUGGCGCCAAAAAAUAUUACUGCUGACCAUACUUCCCGCCUUAAGCAGCUAUUAAAUCCGUUAAAAACCAAAAAUGAAAAAUGAAAACCUAAAAAUGGAGAAGAAAGCAAACUACUGGCUGCUGAAAACGGAGCCGGCGGAGUGGUCAUGGGAUGAUCAAGCCGCCAAUGGAGGGUUGUCCAAUUGGGAUGGAGUGAAGAACAAGCAGGCGCAGAAGUACAUGAAGAGCAUGAAAGUAGGGGAUCUGUGCUUCUUCUAUCACUCCGGCACCAAAUCUCGCCGCGUGGUGGGCGUGGUGGAGGUGGUGCGCGAGUGGUACGAGGAGGGGGAGGCGGUGGACGUGAAGGCGGUGGGGGAGAUGAAGGCGGCGGUGGGGCUGGCCGAGAUGAAGAAGGAGUUGAAAGGGGUGGAGUUCGCGCUGUUCAGGCAACCCAGGCUGUCUGUUUUGCCGGUGGAGAAGGCGGUUUGGGAGAGAGUUUGCCAGAUGGGGGGUGGAUAUCAUGAUAAUGAUGAUGAUUAGGUGUUUGAUGAUUUGUCUCACUCAACGUUUUGUUUGCCAUGUUUGUAUAGCGGUUUUUGGGCGUAUAACGGGUUCUCUGUAAAUUAUCUCUGGUUAUGGAAGGCAAUAUUAUAUUUUGAGUAUCA
Molecule: messenger RNA, 686 nt
Organism: Salvia miltiorrhiza (redroot sage)
Lineage: Eukaryota; Viridiplantae; Streptophyta; Magnoliopsida; Lamiales; Lamiaceae
Exons: 1
Coding region: 115-561 (148 amino acids)
Cellular component (GO): nucleus
Source: RefSeq, a predicted model, not a curated record